Molecule: messenger RNA, 1694 nt
Organism: Phyllostomus discolor (pale spear-nosed bat)
Lineage: Eukaryota; Metazoa; Chordata; Mammalia; Chiroptera; Phyllostomidae
Gene: ZNF425
Product: zinc finger protein 425
Biological process (GO): regulation of transcription by RNA polymerase II
Cellular component (GO): nucleus
Molecular function (GO): DNA-binding transcription activator activity, RNA polymerase II-specific; RNA polymerase II cis-regulatory region sequence-specific DNA binding
Source: RefSeq, a predicted model, not a curated record
CCUGGAGUGUCUCCUGGAAGGCUGCCGCACAGGCACACCAGAGGGCACAAGGCAGGGAGAAGCCGUUCCCUGUGUGACCAGUGUGACAGGACGUUCUCCCGCGAGGCUCACCUCGCUGAGCACGUCGGAGCUCACAGCGGGGAGCGGCCCUUCCAGUGUCCAGAGUGCAAGAAGGGUUUCCGCCUGCACAGAAGCCUGCGAGCCCACCUGGGGCAGCACAGCGGGGAGAAGCUCCAGUGCUCGGACUGCGGGAGGGCCCCCUGGAAGAACGCCAUGAGGGCCCACCAGCGGCUCCACAGCGAGGAGAGGCCGCUCUCCUGUGCCGAGUGCGGCAAGAGGUUCACCCGGCCCUCCCAGCUCGCUCGCCACAGCCGCGCCCACAGCAGGCAGAAGGAGUUCUCUUGUGCCGAGUGCGGCAAGACCUUUCCCCGGCAGUCCAGGCACACGGAGCACCUCCAGGUCCACGCCAAGGAAAAGCCAUUCUCCUGUGCCGAGUGCAGCCGGGGCUUCCGCCGACACUCCCACCUCGCCGAGCACAGGAGGCUGCACGGUGGGGAGGGGCCGUUCCGCUGUCCUGAGUGUGACAAGAGCUGCUUCUGGAAGGCCUCUGUGAAGGCCCGCCAGCGGGGGCACAGGGGCGAGAGGCCGUUCGCCUGCAGCGAGUGCGGCAGGGCCUACGCCCAGCAGUCUCAGCUGGCCGAGCACGCGAGAAUCCACAGUGGGGAGAGCCCCUUCCCGUGUCCCGAGUGCGGGAAGGGUUUCCGUCUCAAAGGAAACUUGAAAAGCCACCUGCUCCACAGUGGCCAAAAACCAUUCUCUUGUGUGAAGCGUGGCAAAGGUUUCACACAGCAGUACAGGCUCACAGAACACACUCGAGUCCACAGUGGCGAGACUCCCUUCCAGGGUCCACAGUGCGACAAGAGCUACUGCAUCAGGGGGAGUCUGAAGGUCCAUCUGCACAUGCACGGCGGACAGAAGUCCUUCGGGUGUCCUGAGUGCGGCAGAGGCUUCCUCCAGAAGAGAAGUUUGAAGUCCCAUCUGCACCAUCACAGAGGGGAGAGGCCUUUUUCUCGUGAUGAGUGUGGGAGGAGCUUCACGUCCAUGGGGGCACUGAACACCCAUGUUGCUGCAGUGCACACCAGGGAAAAGCCCAUCGGCCUCUAAGUCGAGCCACACAGGCAGUGAGCAGUGGCGGCCGUUAGGUGGGCCCGCAGAUCUCUUGGCUCUGGCCGAGGGAGGAUGAAGAAUUCAUGGAACGCUGGCUUCAGACACACGGGCCAGAUGCAUACGUAGUAGGCGGGGUGUGACGCCUCCUUGAAGAAGGGUCCAGAUGAUCCAGGCAUGACAGUCAUCUCCCCUCUGUAACCGUCAUGGGCAGGGCCUGCCAGUCGUGGGAGGAGCGUCUUACUCUGUUCUCCUGCUUCAUCCACUGGUGUGUCGUCCAAGAGCAAGGCCAAUCCCUUCGUUACAAUCUGAACCCGCAGCCUCUGAACAAAUGUUACAGACGGAACUGUUGCCCCCAAACACCUCAGCGUGCUUUCCAUUAGCAGGCUGCCUUGUGUGGUGGGAGUUUUCCGUUUUGUCUCAUUGUGAAUUUUCAUUUUCUUGCAAAUGGCUGAGAGGGCAUCUGUGUCUUGGGGGAAUUUUUCUACAUUGUUCCGAAUAAAUGUCACUUACCAUCUAAUUUGUUAAAA